AUUCUGUUCGGGACCAAGUGUGCGGAAUGUAUGAAUGGUGCCGUUGUCUACUACUUCUCCGAGCGGCGUGGAAGCGUGCGAGCACUCUCGUGGAGGUGAUGGUCGAGUCCCGUUGGCGGACGGAGCUGGCCAGCUCUCGCUGUUUGAUCGCACCUACACUUGCAAAACGGUAGACUUUACAGCACCUGAAGCGAAUCGUGUUCUGCAAGUGACAAAUUGAGGUGUGUGUGGCCGAGGCAUGCAGGUCGACCUGCUGUUGCAAAAAGACUGCCAACGCGGGAUGCCUCUUCCGCAGGCAGCUUUCUUUCACAACAAUUGUGGAUUACUUGAAGUCAAGCGUGCAAUCCACGCGGGCAUGAGCGAAGGAGGCUAGAAGGUCUUGAGGAAUGCUGCGCUCUAUUGAUUCAGAUUGAUCCAAGAUACUUCUUGGAUGUUGUUGGUAUUCGUGAU
Molecule: messenger RNA, 450 nt
Organism: Ceraceosorus bombacis
Lineage: Eukaryota; Fungi; Basidiomycota; Exobasidiomycetes; Ceraceosorales; Ceraceosoraceae
Source: the annotation of a GenBank genome assembly